AUGUUGCGACAAAUUGGUAAAUUUUACCAUCAAGGAGACGAAGACUGGUCGAGCCGCGUGUGGAUGACGUGCUGGCACCACGGCGGCCGGAUUCUGGCGUCAUGCGGUGACGACAAGGCCGUCAGAGUUUGGAGCCUUCUUGGCCAACCGGGUAAGCAUUUUCAUCUUUGCUAUUAAUGCUCAUGACAUCAAGAAACUUAUUUAUGCAAUUUAUCUUUAAAAAAAUCAAUAAAAUAGCGUCAAUAGUUGUGGUCGUGGCCGUCUUGUGACCGUGUUAUCAGUACUCUAAAGUUUUGCAGAUUCUGCCGACUUAGAUUUGCGCCUCGAAUGCCGAACAGUUCUGAACGAAAGUCACACGCGAACAGUCCGUUCGGUCACUUUCUCACACGACGGAAAGUUCCUGGUCUCUUCCAGUUUCGACGCCGCCGUCAUCGUCUACCAGCAAGAGGAGUAAGUUAUUUAAAAAAAAAAACGAAAGUCUGUAACCAGUUUUACUCUUUAGUGGCGAAUUCACCGAAGUCAACAAGUUGGAGGGUCACGAAAGUGAGGUAGGGGAUUCGGGAUUAUGAGUAAAUGGAGAAUCAACGAUCAAACUUCCAGGUCAAAUGCGCAGUUUUCUCGAAAAGCGACGAGUUCCUGGCCACGUGCAGCAGGGACAAAAGCGUUUGGUUUUGGCAGCGUAAGCAAAUAGUUUUCAAGAAAUAAAGCAUUAAAAAUUCUUUCAGAAGACGAAGAUGAGGAUUUCAGCGUGUCUUCCAUACUUCAGCCGCACACACAAGACGUCAAAUACGUCGCUUGGCAUCCGACAGAAGACGUAAGCGACUUCGACCUGAUUUCUGUAAUUUCGAGCGAACAUUGUCGGUUUUAUAGGUUCUGGUCUCGUGCAGUUACGAUUCUUCAAUUCGAUUCUACCGAUUUGACGGUGAAGACUGGAUAACUCAGCAGAGAAUUCCCGAUGUUCACGUGGGAACCGUCUGGAGUCUUGCAUUCGAUGCCGAUGGAAAUCGGCUGGUGACCGUCGGAGAAGAUCACGUUAUUCAGGUAAUAUACCAACGAACAUAACAUCUGGUGCUGCUUAAACCACAAACUACAAAAUCUCGUUAGCCGAUCAAAUCUUGACGUAUUCCAGUUAUUCGUCCGCGAGAACAUCGGUACAAAAUCGGCGGAAAACGACACUUGGAAGUCUGUUGCGCAGUUCCAAGUGGAGAACACGCGAUGGCCAUUAUAUUCGGUUUCAUGGAAUACGACGAACGAUUUGAUUGCCACUGGAGGCGGCGAUUCGAAAAUCAGACUGUUCAAAAUCACUGGAGAUUCGGAUGCUCCAAUUAUUGAGCAUCUUGGCGUUGUCGGAAAACACGAGCUAGACGUGAAUCACGUCGUCUGGAACCCAAGAUUCUCGAAUCUUUUGACGUCGGCCUCUGACGACGGAACUAUUCGGUUGUGGUCUCUUGAGUUGUAG
This is a messenger RNA of Caenorhabditis sp. 36 PRJEB53466, 1459 nucleotides long. The record is from the annotation of a GenBank genome assembly. Lineage: Eukaryota; Metazoa; Nematoda; Chromadorea; Rhabditida; Rhabditidae.